AUGUCUCGACGUGAAUUAUACAGUUAUCGUUGGGAUGGUACAAAAUGGGCUAUUGUCACUAAAUUAUUUCAUUCCGAAUUAGAAUCCAGAUCAUCAGUUAAUAUUACUACAGAUGUAGAAAAUACAGUGCCAAAAGUUAAGGAACCAAUUCGAAUAGCUACAUUCAAUAUACUUGCAGAUUGUUUUCCAUGGUUUGUUGAAAUGGCUAUUCGAAGUGCUGAAAGAUAUGAAUGGCUUUGCAAUGGUAUCAUUAAUCUCAAUCCCACUAUAAUUGGUUUAAAUGAAGUUACUAUUACUGCACUACAACGGCUAAAAGAAUGUUCAUUUAUUCGUGAAAAUUAUUUUAUAACAGACAUAUUUGNAUGUCUUCUUUAUCAUCGACUCAACCACCUUAUGCAGAUCCCAUUGUGA
Molecule: messenger RNA, 411 nt
Organism: Rotaria sp. Silwood2
Lineage: Eukaryota; Metazoa; Rotifera; Eurotatoria; Philodinida; Philodinidae
Source: the annotation of a GenBank genome assembly